CGCUGCCUCCCCCCUCCUCCCUCGGGUCACCGGAGCUGUCUGGGAGGAGGAGGAGGAGGAGGUCGUCGGGGGCGGGGGCGGCGGCAGGCGGCUGCAGGCGGGGACCUCGCUCCCCCUUCCCCGGAGGCAGCGGCGGCCGGGACAGGACAAUGGAGGUGGCUGUGGAGAAGGCGGCGACGGCGGCCGCCGUGGCGGCGGCCGCCGCGGGGCCCCCGGCAGCGCCGAGCGGGGAGAACGAGGCCGAGAGUCGGCAGGUCCCGGACUCGGAGCGCGGAGGCGAGGCGGCCCGGCUCAACCUGUUGGACACUUGCGCCGUGUGCCACCAGAACAUCCAGAGCCGGGCGCCCAAGCUGCUGCCCUGUCUGCACUCCUUCUGCCAGCGCUGCCUGCCCGCGCCCCAGCGCUACCUCAUGCUGCCGGCGCCCAUGCUGGGCUCGGCCGAGACCCCGCCGCCCGUCCCUGCCCCCGGCUCGUUGGUCAGCGGCUCCUCACCGUUCGCCACCCAAGUUGGAGUCAUUCGAUGUCCAGUUUGCAGCCAAGAAUGUGCAGAGAGACACAUCAUAGAUAAUUUUUUUGUGAAAGACACUACUGAGGUUCCCAGCAGUACAGUUGAAAAGUCUAAUCAGGUGUGUACAAGCUGUGAGGACAAUGCAGAAGCUAAUGGGUUUUGUGUCGAGUGUGUUGAAUGGCUCUGCAAGACAUGCAUCCGAGCUCACCAAAGGGUGAAGUUCACAAAAGACCACACUGUGAGACAGAAAGAGGAAGUAUCUCCAGAGGCAGUUGGUGUGACUAGUCAGCGACCAGUGUUCUGUCCUUUUCAUAAGAAGGAGCAGCUGAAGCUUUACUGUGAAACAUGUGACAAACUGACAUGUCGAGACUGCCAGUUACUAGAACAUAAAGAGCAUAGAUACCAAUUUAUAGAAGAAGCUUUUCAGAAUCAAAAAGUGAUCAUAGAUACACUAAUCACCAAACUGAUGGAAAAAACAAAAUACAUAAAAUUCACAGGAAAUCAGAUCCAAAACAGGAUAAUUGAAGUAAAUCAAAAUCAAAAGCAGGUGGAACAGGAUAUUAAAGUUGCUAUAUUUACAUUGAUGGUAGAAAUAAAUAAAAAAGGAAAAGCUCUGUUGCAUCAGCUUGAGAGCCUUGCAAAGGACCAUCGCAUGAAACUCAUGCAACAGCAACAGGAAGUGGCUGGGCUCUCUAAACAGCUGGAACAUGUCAUGCAUUUUUCCAAAUGGGCCGUUUCCAGCGGCAGUAGUACAGCAUUACUGUACAGCAAGCGACUGAUUACAUACCGACUACGGCACCUCCUUCGAGCAAGGUGUGAUGCUUCCCCAGUGACCAACAAUACCAUCCAGUUUCACUGUGAUCCUAGUUUCUGGGCUCAAAAUAUUAUCAAUUUAGGUUCUUUAGUAAUCGAAGAUAAAGAGAGUCAGCUGCAAAUGCCUAAGCAGAACCCUGUCGUGGAACAGAAUUCACAGCCACCAGGUGGCUUAUCUUCAAACCAGUUAUCCAAGUUUCCAACACAGAUCAGCCUAGCUCAGUUACGACUCCAGCAUAUGCAGCAACAGGUAAUGGCUCAGAGGCAACAGGUGCAACGGAGGCCAGCACCUGUGGGUUUACCAAACCCUAGAAUGCAGGGGCCCAUCCAGCAACCUUCCAUCUCUCAUCAGCAACCCCCUCCACGUCUGAUAAAUUUUCAAAAUCACAGCCCCAAACCUAAUGGACCAGUUCUUCCUCCUCAUCCUCAACAGCUGAGAUAUCCACCAAACCAGAAUGUGCCACGACAAGCAAUAAAGCCCAACCCUCUGCAGAUGGCUUUCUUGGCUCAACAAGCCAUAAAACAGUGGCAGAUCAGCAGUGGGCAGGCUGCCCCGUCAACUGCCAGCAGCACAUCCUCUACUCCUUCCAGUCCCACCAUUACUAGUGCAGCAGGACACGAUGGCAAAGGUUUUGGUUCACCUAUGAUUGAUUUGAGCUCCCCAGUGGGAGGUUCUUACAAUCUUCCUUCUCUUCCAGAUAUUGACUGUUCAAGUACUAUUAUGCUGGACAAUAUUGUGAGGAAAGAUCCUAGUAUAGAUCAUGGCCAGCCAAGACCACCCUCAAACAGAACCGUCCAGUCACCAAAUUCAUCAGUACCAUCUCCAGGCCUUGCAGGACCUGUUACUAUGACUAGUGUACACCCACCAAUACGUUCACCUAGUGCCUCCAGCGUGGGGAGCAGAGGAAGCUCUGGCUCUUCCAGCAAACCAACGGGAGCUGAUUCUACACACAAAGUCCCAGUGGUCAUGUUGGAGCCAAUCCGAAUAAAGCAAGAAAACAGUGGACCACCUGAAAAUUAUGAUUUUCCUGUUGUUAUAGUGAAACAAGAAUCAGAUGAAGAAUCUAGGCCUCAAAAUACCAACUAUCCAAGAAGCAUACUUACCUCCCUGCUCUUAAAUAGCAGUCAGAGCUCUGCUUCUGAGGAGUCUGUGCUAAGAUCAGAUGCCCCUGAUAGCACAGGAGAUCAACCUGGACUUCACCAGGAAAAUUCCUCAAAUGGAAAGUCUGAGUGGCUGGAUGCCUCCCAGAAGUCACCGCUUCAUGUUGGAGAGACAAGGAAAGAAGACGACCCCAAUGAGGACUGGUGUGCAGUUUGUCAGAAUGGAGGGGAGCUCCUGUGCUGUGAUAAGUGUCCCAAAGUAUUCCAUCUUUCUUGUCAUGUACCCACAUUGGCAAGUUUUCCAAGUGGAGAAUGGAUCUGCACUUUCUGCCGAGACUUAUCUAAACCAGAAGUUGAAUAUGAUUGUGAUGCUCCCAGUCACAACUCAGAAAAAAAGAAACCAGAAGUCCUUGUUAAAUUAACACCAAUAGAUAAAAGGAAGUGUGAGCGCCUACUUUUAUUUCUUUACUGCCAUGAAAUGAGCCUGGCUUUUCAAGAUCCAGUUCCUCUAACUGUGCCUGAUUAUUACAAAAUAAUUAAAAAUCCAAUGGACUUGUCAACCAUCAAGAAAAGACUACAAGAAGAUUAUUCUAUGUACACAAAGCCUGAAGAUUUUGUAGCUGACUUUAGAUUGAUCUUUCAAAAUUGUGCUGAAUUCAAUGAGCCUGAUUCAGAAGUAGCCAACGCUGGCAUAAAACUUGAAAACUAUUUUGAAGAACUCCUAAAGAACCUUUAUCCAGAAAAAAGGUUUCCUAAACUAGAAUUCAGGAAUGAAUCAGAAGAUAAUAAAUUUAGUGAUGAUUCAGAUGAUGACUUUGUACAGCCCCGGAAGAAACGCCUCAAAAGCAUAGAGGAACGCCAGUUGCUUAAAUAAGCAGCACCAUUAGCAUGUGCUGGUUUUUAGAUUUUUGUUUUGUUUUUAAUAAACAUUUUGUGAGUAAUUUAACAUCAUUACAAAGAAGAGUUUGUGACCACUCUGAUCUAAAUACAUUUUUGAUGUUUAUAGACUGAUUUCUUUAGUAACUCGUUUCUUUUAACCUUCUUACUAAGAGAGAAAGGAAGUAAGGAAAGGAAGAGAAAGAAGGAAGGGAGUUAGGAUGGAAGGAGAAAGAAAGGAAGAAAGAAAGAAAGAAGCAACAACAACACUGAACAAAGACAUUCUUCCCACUUGUUGGAUUUCAAAACUGCAGGUUGGAGCAGUAGCUGUUAGAGAAAGGAAAUAGACUCUGUAUGAACUCUUAAGUUGAAAAUUUGAUGUGGUUUGGAUGUGUGCAUUAAUCUAUUUUCAGAAAAUACCACUGCCCACUUAUUAUGGCCCAACCAUGAGGUAGGUGUACUGUACUUAAAAGCAGUACCCAUAAACAUGAGUGGUAAGAAGAGUUCAUCCAAGGAUGCCGAACAGUGCAACGAAAAAGUAGAUUAGAUGCUAUUAAGAAGGCACCUAAUAGUAUAUCAUGUAAGAUGGCAACUGUAUUAAAGGAAAAGCAGGAAAACAAAUGUUUGAUUUUUGUUUUGUUUUGCUUUUUGUCUAUAGAGGUGUUUGGUAUAGCAGGUUUUUAAAGCUGUUUUUCAUACCUUUCUAAAUCUAACUUCUUCCAUGGAAGAAGUGAGUGUACACGUUUGGUUUGCUGUGUGUCUGUGUGUGGUUUCUUGUUUGUGUUUUAACUGUGCAGGUGAUCCUUAUAAUAAGACUCACUGUUUGCAGUAUGGCUUUUAGUAGAACUACCCAAAAUAGGAAGUACACCAGCGUGUGCCAUAAUUGAUGUGAGGAUUCUUCAACUAACCACAUAGGGGCUAGUUUUUGUGGUUUUCAUCUGUCUUUAUAAUUUCUAAUGAAAAGAAAUGUGAAAUUUGGGAGAAGACAGUUGGAGGUAAUUAGAGUGAAAAUUUAAUUUCUUCUAAAGCAUCUGUUUCCUAUUUUAAAAAGUCAGGCACUUUAAGUUGAAUCUUUAGUCUGACUUAAUUCUGAAUUUCAUUUUCAUUUUCCUGAUAGAUACACCAAAGAUCUAUCUUCCAAGGGCAAGUAUAUUCUUAAUGAGUCAGACCUGACAGUCAUUUAUUCCUUAUACCGGUUGUUCAGUGUCAUAGAAGAAAACUAGAUUAAGAUAGAAUAAAAUUGCUGUGCCAUUUCCUAAUCUAACAUUUGACACAAUAUUUACACAUGAAUAUUUUUAGUUUUCCAAAGUAAACUUUUAUUUAUAAAACAUUAAUUAGCAGGGGAAAUUUUCUCUUUAGUCCCGCAGAAGAAAAAUAUAGCUGAAAGACUGUUAUUUUUUGGCUGCUAAUCAAUCUCAUGAAUUAAACUUGCUUUUAUCCACAUGGCAUUACUUCUUAAAAUGAACAAUUUGAAAACAUUCUGUGGCUAAUUCAUUGGACUCUGAGAUACUGCUGAAGAUAAAAUAUGAGAAAAUAACUUUCUAGUGGUAGUUUCUCACUGGAGACUUAGAUCUUGUCCAUAAUCUGUCAAUUAUGUACUAAUGGUUAAAAAGUCUUAACCACUUUUCCAAAUGUGUGUUCCAGGGUAACUGUUGUAUUAUUUUGAAUAUGCAUUUGAGAUUUAUUCUUCAAAGACUGAACAAAUUUUGAUAACUGCCUAUACCAUUUAAUUGUCCCUUUGCUCCAGCAUUUUUAGCACAGCAGUGCUGGAGCUUUUGCCAACAAGUUUAUUGUUGGUAUCUUCGUAUACUGUUCUUCUGACAGUUUGUUCUUCCAUACCUGUCUCCUGAGCUAAACUAUGACAACGCAGAUAAAUUGUGAGGAGGAUCACAAGGGGAAGUAGCACACACAAGAUAAAAAAUUGCCUAAAUAAAUCUGAGCCAGAAUUUCUAAUGUAACCAGAACUUCUCAUUGUUCCAUUCAGUGCCAUAUUAAUCUUUUAAAACAGUAUUUGUUUCACCUUUACUAUUUUUUGCUGAGUGAAAGGGAGUCAAGAACUAUAUUUCCUAUAACCUUACAUAAUAUAAAUUGAAAAUAACUGUUUUUCUCUCCAAAUAGUCUCUUCAUGCAGUCUUUAACAUUAAAGUCCUGCAACCUUAUUAACAAACACCUACAUGCCCAAGUGGAUACAAGCAACAUAGUCCUUAAAGUCUAAUAGAAGUAAGCUACAAAAUGAACCUAAGUAUACCCUGUGCUCAUUUAGAGAGCAUCUUCCCAAAAGUUCAGUGUAAUUCAAGCAACUCUGAUCUAAAGUUUAAAAACUCCAAAUUUGCCUCUAAUCAAAAACUCCAGAUUUCCCUCUGGAUUUGGAACCAAAAGCCCAGUGUCAUAGCUGCAAGACCCCCCACCCCAGUGUUGAAUGUGAUCACAUCAUCACACCUUUGACCAGGGCUUAUGAAUCAGCAGACCAUGUGGGAGUUGAGAUUUACUUAAUUCCAUCUCACGAAAGCUUUUCCAGGUACCAAGCAUCUGAUCUUUUAAGUAAUAAGAAAAUCCAAGUUCACAGUGACAUCUAUGACUAGAGCAGAAGUAUAAAUGGACUAAGAUAAAUACCACAUUAAGUUCAAAAUACAUAUUUGUGUAUCAGCGUCUGGCAAUGCAGUCCUUUUCUGCUUUGAAUUAACAGGCCCUGCUUCUCUUUCCUGAAUGAAUAAGUAGAAAAUUGGAGGGUGCAAAAAGAAAAAUGUCAUCUUUUGGUAGUUACACUUUCUUUUCCAAGCUAAAGAAUACACUCGCCAUUUUACUACCACACAGUAGUAUAGAUGUAAUAUAACUUUGAACUGCUUUCAAAAAUUCAUAGUCAAAAGGGUGAAUAUACAGCCAACUGCUCCAUUUUUUAAUUUGCAUUUCAAAUUCCUAUGAUAUUACUAUGCUAAGCUUUUAUAUCUGGGUCCUGUGGAGAAAUGAGUUAGACAAUGAAAGGAGAAAUCACCAGCUCUUACUGAGGCCUGGUCCACAAAUUAAUGUGAAUCCCUAAAGUAAGUUGUUGCAUGUGUGCAAAGGCUUUUAGGUUUUAAUAGAAGAUGUACUUAUUUUCUCUUUACCUGUAUCUGUUACAGAUGAAAGAAAUUGAGUGAUCUGAUUAGCCAUUAAAAUUGUGGACAUUAUCAUGAGUUCAACCAUCUAAUUUCUUACUGAAAUAGAGGCCCUCCUUUUAAAUAACCAUGUACAUAUGUUUUAAAGUAUUUUAUAACCUCAUGUAAAUUAUUAGUCAUCUUACAUCUUCCUCUUGGAUGUGAAUUUACUAAGUCAUAAUUCACAUGGUAGUGGCUCAUGUUCCUGAAUAAGAAUAAUGGUAGCCAAUCAGAUCAUGGAUUUCUUUCCCUGUGAAGGUUUUGCUUAUUGUGAAGGACAUCUGAGGCAGUAGUCUUUGUUGUUUUGUGUUUUGUUUGUUUUAAUUUUGAGGGCCAACUGGUGCUUUGAUUUUUAAUAAAAAUCAGCUUUGAUGGA
Messenger RNA from Manis pentadactyla (Chinese pangolin), 6808 nucleotides. RefSeq names its product tripartite motif containing 24 (gene TRIM24). Lineage: Eukaryota; Metazoa; Chordata; Mammalia; Pholidota; Manidae. The record is from RefSeq and is a predicted model, not a curated record. The transcript has 19 exons. Gene Ontology annotation, molecular function: protein binding; zinc ion binding. Bases 150 to 3296 code for a protein of 1048 amino acids.